This is a messenger RNA of Penaeus vannamei (Pacific white shrimp), 3320 nucleotides long. The record is from RefSeq and is a predicted model, not a curated record. NCBI's taxonomy places the organism in Eukaryota, Metazoa, Arthropoda, Malacostraca, Decapoda, Penaeidae.
AUGGAAGAGCUUUUUGAAUGUGUCGUGACCAGAAGUGUCGAAAUCCUGUCCAGAGGGAAAACGGGCAGCCUGUCAACCGCCGCCGUGUUCCAGCUUCUGAAGGCAACCGAACCCUACAAGUGGUUGGGCAGCCAAAUUGAGGAUUAUGCUUAUUGCUCAGGCCAUAGCACUGUAACAUUCUUUGAUGAGGAAUUCGCCUAUGAUGAGGAUUUACCCGUGGCCAAGCGUAGUAUUUACUAUUGGAUGCCGUAUACAGUGUCGUACAUAGAUGCCCUUUCAGCUUUCAAUGAUGCGACCCUCCUCGUGGUGUCCGAUUUGACAGUGGAAACUCGACCCUGCGAAGUGCCAGAAUUCGAAGUACAUGAUUAUCACGGAGUUGUGUAUGCAGACGCACCACCUCUCAUGGCAUCACUUCCCCCGAUAGAGUAUGCACAGAUAGAAUUACCAGUGGAUGAUGCGGGCGAAGGAGGCGGGCCAGCGGAAGAAGAACGAGAACCUAGGUCUUACUUCCCCGAGACGUGGCUCUGGGACAUCUACGAGAUCGGAGACACUGGGUCGACGUCGUUCUCCGCCCGGGUUCCGGACACGGUGACGGAGUGGGUGGGCGAGGCGGUGUGCGUCAACCCCGAGCUCGGUCUCGGCCUCUCCCCGCCCACCACGCUCACGGUCUUCACGCCCUUCUUCCUUGACCUGACGACGCCGCCGUCCGUCCGCCGCCAGGAGCGAGUGCCGCUGCGCGUCUCCGUCUUCAACUACCUGGACCAGACGCUGCCGGUAAGGGUCACCCUGAGCCCCAAUGCGACGUUCACGGCCGAGGAAUACGCCCACAGCGUGUGCGUCCCCGCCAACAGCAUGCGCGUGGCCGAGUUCGUCGUGGUUCCGCAGGAGGCCGGGGACGUCGGCCUCACCUUCAGCGCCUCCGUCACGAGCGCCGACGAAGGCUGCGACGCCGGGGACGACCUGCCCACGAAGAGUGACGUCAUGAUAACGUCUCUGAAAGUGGUGUUCGAAGGCGUGCAAAGAGAGAUAGUGCACGGCGUCUUCCUGUGUGGAGAUGGCGAGAGCGAGACCUGGUCCCUGGCGACGCCCUCGGGAAUCGUCGAGGGAUCCGAGUGGGUGUUCGUGUCGGCCUCGGCGGAUCUCCUGGGGCCUUCCAUCGAGAAUCUGGGGCACCUGGUGAGAAAGCCCUAUGGAUGUGGAGAGCAAAAUAUGAUCAACUUCGUACCCAACAUUUAUGUGGUUAAGUACCUUCACUCUAUUGGCCAAGGUGACUCUGACAUCGUCGAUCAAGCCACCAGUUUCAUGAUUACAGGCUAUCAGCGGGAGUUGACUUACCGCCGGUCUGACGGAUCCUACAGCGCAUUCGGAGACAGUGAUUCGGAAGGGUCGACUUGGCUCACGGCGUUCGUUCUGAGGUCCUUCGCCGAAGCAUCACAGUACAUUACGAUCGACGAAAACGAUUUGCAAGUCACCGCCGACUGGCUGCUGAGUCUCCAGAUGGACGACGGCUGCUUCCAGUCCGUCGGGCAUGUUCAUCAUCAGGCGAUGAAGGGCGGCCUGGGCAGCGCCUCGGCCUCAGCAGUGCCCCUCUCAGCCUACGUGGCCAUCGCCCUGAGUGAGGCUGGCCAUUUCGGCGCGGGCGCCCUCCCCGCCGCCGUCAGCUGCAUCGCGAGCGACACAGCUGCCACCGACGUCUACUCAGAGUCCCUGAAGGCCUACGCCCUCGCCUUGGCUUCGAGCGCAGACGCCCCCGCCCACAUCGCUGCAGCGUACGACCUCCUGACCGCCGGCGAUGACGAGGGAGAGAGCAUCUGGGUCGAGAGCGCGGCGUACACCGUCCUGGCCAUGUUGAAGGUCGAUCACUUACACUACGUCUCCCAGGCGGUCGACCUCAUCAGGAGAAUGUCAUCCCACCGCAACAGCCUCGGGGGUUUCCACUCGACUCAGGACACUGUCUUAGCCCUCGAAGCCUUCGCUGAGUAUAGCAUUCUCUUCCCACCGUCUGACACGAACCUGGAGCUGGCAGUGACAGCCAUCACCAGCUUCAACAUCCUCAUCGAGGCAGUCAACCAGCUGGUGGUGCAGACGCGGGACAUCGAAGACCCUCUGCCUUACGAUGUCACAGUGACCCCCUCUGGCACAGGAUGCGCCGUGUUCAUGGUCGUCCACCAGUUCUACAUGCCGGAGAUCGCAGCCAGCGCCACCUUCAGCAUGACCGUCACCUCCACCAGCGGCUCAUGCACUGCGGCCAACGUCACCAUCUGCGCCUUUUACCUCCUCGAAGAUGAAGAGUCCAACAUGGUCAUCGUCGAGCUUGACCUCGAGUCUGGCUACGUUGCAGAGGAGGCUUCUCUGCAACGCCUAGUGGACGGGAAGGUCGCUAAGAAAUACGAGCAAGACGAGCCCGGCGUCGUGGAGCUGUACCUCGAUUCUCUGACGUCAGCGGAGGUCUGUCUGACGGUGGCUGUGUCUCGGGAGAUCCUGGUCGAAGACGUGAAACCGGGCACCGUCUCCAUCUACGACUACUACCAAAACUCUGAGGAUAAACUGGUUAAGCCACUUACCAUAGAUAGAACUAGUUGUGCUGCCUCUACGGACCAUGAGGACUCUAUGGACCACUCUACGGUUCAUGAGGACGAUGGGCCCACUACGCGCCCGAUGGCUAUAGACCACUCUACGGUCCAUGAGGACGAUGGGCCCACUACGCGCCCGAUGGCUAUGGACCACUCUACGGUCCAUGAGGACAAUGUUUCCACUACGAGCCCGAUGGCUAUGGACCACGAGGUGUCUGUGAACCCUUUGGAACAUACGGUUUGAUGCGGAAGUCGAGGGAAGAAUCGUAUCAAAAUCUGCCCCCCCCCCCCCCAAAAAAAAAAAAAAAAGGUACUCCACUGACAUUGACUCUCCAUUCAGUGUUUAGAAAGUGCUUAUGAAGGACAUCUGCUUAUUGGAAAAUUAUUCUUUGUUGCAAUGGAAAUCAACAUCUUAGAAGAGGAAAAAAUACCUAAUUAGAUUUUUAUCAACUAAACAAAAGAGUUAAUCAGUUCGAAAUUUCCAAAUGUUAAUUAUAAUAAUAUUAAUAAUAAAAAAACAGCGUCAUUGAUGAAAAUGUCUGUUUUUGAUUUCUAUGAUUUGUGAAUUUACUAAAUUUGUAUUGUCCUUAGUGCUAUUAAGAAGUAAGUGAUCAAAAUUGGUAAUUUCGAAUGCAGUUUCUUGGUCUUAUGAAAUCAGUGUCAUUUUGCCAUAUAGAACGAGCUGAAAUGUUAACCUAUUCAAAAAGGAUUCCGUAUGAUCGAAAGUAAAAUUUUGGCUGAAUGAAA